AUGAACAGCCCCCCAUUUGGAGACAUGAGAAAGAUACCAUUAAGUAACCCCCUGCACAUAUCUGACAAUGCGUGGUCUACGGACAGAAUCACCCUGUCCUCGGAGGAGUACCUCUACUAUGUGAAUCUGUUUAACCUGAACGACAAAUUCGACAGCCACUUUAUCGACAAUAAGACGGCGUCCUCCUUCCUGCAGAAUUCAGGCCUGUCCAUUUCGGUUCUUCAUUCGAUAUGGGAAUACAGCGACUUAGAGAAUAAGGGAUAUCUGACUCUGGAGGAUUUCUUCAUUUGCUGCCGACUAGUUGCACAUGCACAGAAUGGAAACGCUCUGAACUCGGACCUGAUAAAUAUACAGCCUCCGUGUUUACCCAGUUUCGACAUCAUACGACAUAAGUCCUUCUCUGACAUCUCCAACAUGGAGGGCAACGUCGAGUGGAAGAUAAGUGCCAGGGAGACUGAAGACUAUCGGAGGAUCUUUAAGACCCUGGACAUGAAAAACGAAGAGAAAAUCGAGGGGGGGGUCAUUCGAGAGUACUACCUUAAUACUUCCAAUCUGUCGAUCUGUGAACUUAUGCAGAUAUGGAGCGUGUCCGAUAUGGACAAUGAUGGUUUUUUAAAUUUUGAGCAAUUUUGCGUGAUGAAUAAAAUGGUCGAAGUGAGGAAGGAGAAGGAGAUUAACAUCCCUCUGUCGAUCCCUGCGGAUCUGCUGAACUCGAUAAAGGCCGAUCGGCAGCUCGUGAUGGAUGACGACGUGACCUUCCGCAAGGUCGAGGACAAGGAGAGGCGAGACAGCUUCAAGCUCUCCUUGGGGGACCUUCUCAAGACGGAAAAUGAGAAGAAGAGGGAAAAUGGCGGAGUACUGGAAAAGGGUGCUUCGGGAAAAGGUACCCCAUCAAAAGGUGGUAGCCCCAAAAGUAACGACAAGCUGGAUAUGGAAUUUGAUUUCUUUGAAUUUAAGCAAGAGGAGAAAUCCGACGUGGAUAGCUCCGAGAAGGAGAAGAAGAAGAGGAAAAAGAAGAAGGAAAAGGAGCGACAGAGGGACAUCUUCUCGGAGCGCAGCGAGAAGAAGGCUCUCUUGAAGAAGGACUUCGAGAGCUAUAGCAGACUGGACAAGGAAGACGAUGAAGAGGAGAAUGACGAGGAUGGUGAGGGUGGCAUGGAUGGCGGGGAGGAAGCAGAACGAAGGAAUUCCAAGGCGAAGAAAAAGGCGGGCAAGAAGGAGGCCCGAAGUUACGACGACCUCAGCACGGAGGAAAAGUCGAGCCAGGAGUCCAGCAGAAGGGGCAAGGAAAAAAGCAAGGAGGGCGACGAAGACGAGGCGGAAGGAGGCGCCAAGAGGAGAAGCAAGAAGAAGAAAAAGGAAAGGGGCGAUCGGGACAGGACGGCCAAGGCGAAGGAGAAGCAAAAGGAUCGACAAAGAAGAGGUCACGAGAAGGGCUCCGGGCAGAAGAAGCUAGAGUUGGCGAAGAUCACCUCGGAGGAGGCAGCGUCUCGAGCAGGAGAUACGGGAGGUCGCGAAAAGGGGAGAAACGCGACAGGGGAAGGCGCAGCGAAGAGAGGGAGCCUCGAAACAAACAGAGGGAACCGCAAUACGAACGAGGAAGAAAAAAAAAAGAAAACCUCCAAAAGCGAAAAGUACUUCACCAAACUUAUCGACUUCAAUUACUCUGAUCUAAAGAACUACAACAUCGAAAGCAAAGACGUCUACAAAAUAGAGGAAAUCAAUCGAAAGCUAGAAGAGGAGAUCGAAAAAAAAAAAAAAAACAUCAAAAAAAAAAAAAAACAAGUGAACUGCCUAGCAUAUGUGUACGAAAAUGAAUUAAAAAAAUAUCAAUGUCUGAAAGAAGAAAGAAGGAACUUAGAAUUUCUAAACCUCUGUCUGUACAAAGAUAUAAAACAUAAAAAGGAAAACAUCCGAAGCAUUAAAAAUGAAAUCAAGGAACUCAUUGAAGACAUAAACAAAAUCAGCAUUGAAAAUGUGAACAUUAAUAAAGACUACAUAAAAAAGGAAAAAGAAAUCAAAGCGACAGACAACAAGAGGAGAAAUUUAAACGCACUCAUAGACAAAGAAAAGAAUGAUUUGAAAAAGGACGAAAGGAAUCUAAUUAUCUUGAAAAAUAUGAUUGACUAUUUGAGGAAGCAAAAAAAUCGAGCUCUCAAGCUGCAGGAGAAUCUAAAAAACAGAUAUGACGUCACCAACUCGGAUCAUCAGAUGCUAAUUAAAAAUAUUCUACAUCAACAGAAUUACUUAAAUAAAAUUACGCACAAUCGUCUGAAUAUGCAGAAGAUGAAAAAUCAGAACCUCCUUUUUUUGAACUCUCUUUGUAAUCAGUCUGCUCUGCUGGACAUGCAGAAUGCCCAUCCCUCCUUGCGCCAGCCGCCCGACGCCAAGGCCCUCGCCGCCCACAGGCGUUACUUCACCGACCGGAAGGGGAUCCCCAACGAGAAUAAUGACGAGUUGAAGAGCUCCAAGCGGAACAUCGACCUUUUCGAGCAGAUCAAGAACGGAGACAGCGUGGACAUAUUUUCCAGCAUGGACGAGUCUGAAUCCGUGGAGUACGCCGAGGAUGAGGCGGAUGACGAGGAGGACGGCGAAUACGUUGAGGAGGAAGACGAGAAACGACAGAAGGGGAAGAACAGCAUGGAGGACUUGGCCAACCUGGUGUCGAAGGAUCACAGCUUAAAGAGCGUCGACGACAGCUCCUGA
Messenger RNA from Plasmodium inui San Antonio 1, 2706 nucleotides. RefSeq lists its product as hypothetical. The transcript is spliced from 7 exons. Bases 1 to 2706 code for a protein of 901 amino acids. The record is from RefSeq and is a predicted model, not a curated record. Lineage: Eukaryota; Apicomplexa; Aconoidasida; Haemosporida; Plasmodiidae. Gene Ontology annotation, cellular component: plasma membrane; cytoplasm. Gene Ontology annotation, molecular function: calcium ion binding; protein binding. Gene Ontology annotation, biological process: endosomal transport; endocytosis.